Molecule: messenger RNA, 2345 nt
Organism: Myotis davidii
Lineage: Eukaryota; Metazoa; Chordata; Mammalia; Chiroptera; Vespertilionidae
Gene: IRAG2
Product: lymphoid-restricted membrane protein
Exons: 22
Coding region: 716-2104 (462 amino acids)
Cellular component (GO): endoplasmic reticulum membrane
Source: RefSeq, a predicted model, not a curated record
ACAACUAGAAGCCAUUAAACAACUGCAAGAAGAUGCUGUCGACCAGGAAGCCAUCCUCAGAAAGAAGGUCCAAGGAGCCAGUCAACGGAUAGAGGAUGCAGAGGAGCAGGUUGAGGACCGAGAGGGCACAGCCCACUCUGCCGGGGAACAGGCGAAGUCGUUGCUGCAUCAGUCAGAGGAAGCAAUUUCAGAACAACUGAGUCUCCAGGCUAUAAAUACCGAGUUAGUGAACACUGGCCAGGCCCUGGAGCAGAAGACAAGGAAACUGAAAACAACGAUCAAGUCACUAAGAAAGAAGUUAAUCCAAGGACAACUCCAUGGCUUGCUGUUUCAGAGCUGUUUAGACGAGGAAUUUCCUCAUUAUGAUCCUUUGUCCUGCACAGAUACAAUUCAACAACGUCUUCAAGAACUGAAGCAGUGUGGCCAUAAACAACAUAGUGGUCAAGAAGCAAGAAUACAUAAGACUCCCCUGACCUUCAAACAUACAUGCUGGUACACACCCCUGCUGGAUGCCUUGGAUCUGGAUAGUCUUACACUAAUUCCAAGACCGUCACUGACCCCUUUCUCAUGUACAGCUAACCAAAUCCAUGCUUCAGGUGAAAGGCCCGCAUAUGGAAAAAUAGAGGAUGGUGCCUUGGAUGUGACUAGAACACACAAGUUCCCAGGCCCUACAAUUGGCCCCCUCCCGGGAACAGAUCUUUCUAAUUCCAUCAAGAUGAAUGAGGACCUAAGUAUGGAAAAUGGUAUUGAACGCUUGACUCCUGAGAGCCUGCCACAGUCCAGAGACUAUCCCACACUAUCAUCUCCUGGACCCACGUCAUCCACUGAGAGUACUGUAACUUCAAGUGACGCAAGUCCAGCUCAUGAGAAUAUUGCACUCCAAAGCUCUGUGAAUGAGAACAAAACCAUGUUAAAUCUGGAAGCCAAAGAGGAAACCAAAACCAUAAAUGAGCCUAGGAAAGAAUGUGUCGCAGGAGACGCUGCCGUUUCCUCUCCUCCUGUAACCACUGUGAAAUCGGUUAACUUUAAACAAAGUGACAACACUUCUGCGAAUGAGAAGGAGGUAGAGGCCGAAUUUCUCAGAUUAUCUUUGGGAUUUAAGUGUGACUGGUUCACCUUAGAGAAAAGACUGAAGCUUGAAGAAAGAACCCGUGACUUGGCAGAAGAAAAUUUGAAGAAAGAAAUCACUAACUGUGUGAAGCUGUUGGAGUUGUUAACACCUCUUUGUGAAGAUGACAACCAGGCCCAGGAGAUCAUCAAGAAGCUGGAGAACAGUAUAACGUUCCUCAGCCAGUGCACAUUACGAGUGGCCAGCAGGGCUGAGAUGUUGGGAGCCAUUAAUCAGGAAAGCCGGGUUAGCAAAGCAGUUGAAGUAAUGAUUCAGCACGUAGAAAACCUGAAGAGAAUGUAUGCCAAAGAACACGCUGAAUUAGAAGAACUGAAACAGGUUCUUUUGCAAAAUGAAAGGUCGUUUAACCCUCUGGAAGAUGAAGAUGACUGUCAAGUUAAAAAACGCUCAGCUUCUCUAAACUCCAAGCCAUCUUCUCUUCGAAGAGUAACGAUUGCCUCUCUACCCAGAAAUAUUGGCAAUGCAGCAACGGUGGCUGGGAUGGAAAACAAUGACCGAUUCAGUAGGAGGUCAAGCAGUUGGCGUAUUUUGGGGUCAAAGCAGAGUGAACACCGGCCCUCAUUACAGCGGUUCAUCAGCACCUACUCCUGGGCAGAUGGUGAAGAAGAGAAAUGUGAGCUCAAAACUAAGGAUGAUGCAGAGCCCCCUGGAGAAGAAACAGUAGAAAGGACAAGAAAGCCAAGUCUUUCUGAAAAGAGGAAUAAUCCAUCGAAAUGGGAUGUCUCUUCAAUCUAUGACACAAUAGCUUCCUGGGCAACAAAUCUCAAGACCUCCAUCAGAAAGGCUAAUAAGGCCCUCUGGCUUUCCGUCGCGUUGAUUGUACUGUUUGCAGCUUUGAUAAGCUUCCUCACAGGCAGAUUUUUCCAGAAGUCCGUGGAUGCCGCCCCCACCCAGGAUGGAGACUCCUGGAUGUCUCUAGAACAUAUCUUGUGGCCAUUUACCAAACUUCGACACAACGGGCCACCACCAGUGUGACCAUAGGAUGUCCUAAUGUGUGUAUCUUGAUUUUUUUUAAAGUUUCAGUAUCUGAAUUUUGUAAAUGAGUAACAUUUAGCUGGGAGAGGAGGGCCUGGAACCAGAGGUUCUCAGAAUGACUAAGAUUUUUAAAUUCCCUCUUUCUGUGAUUACCUUUCCAUGACCUUUUAAUGAGCUUAUUGAGGCGGAUAUAUUAUAUAUAUUGUUAACUUUUGUUGAAAUAAAGGAUCGUUAAAUCUCA